AUGACAUGGACAUUCAAGCCCGCUUCAGAGGCACGUGAGAGGGCGAGUAGGAGCAACCGUGGAUCCGCAAACGACGCCGGAGAACCGCGAGUGGUGGAUCUUGCCGAAGACGACGACGAGCUGUACGAAGAUGCGGACGAUGUUACUGAGUGUCACGGCCUGGAUGCGAUCAGAGAAGACAGAUCGUCGCAGGACGACGAGGAGGACAGCGACGAUGAAAACGAGGAGAACAGCGACGAGGGGGGCUCUGACGAUGAGAACGAGGGGGUUGGGGAGGAGGUGGUGGUGGUGGAAGGAAAGGUGCGAGAGGUGAAGCAGCAACUUCACAGAAGCGGCCGCUCUGAGGCGCCUGCAGACGCUGGGCUGGACGAUUUGAAGUGCCACAGCUCAAUCGUCGACUUUUUCCGCAUUCAGCGCCCCCCUGGCCUCACACCUGAGAAAACACCUGCCGCGGCCGGCGGAAGCGCCGCCAAACCUGAUGUAACCCCUGCUAAUGAGGUACGCGGAAAGAAACCUGUCGUCGCGGGGAGCAGCGAGGGAGAUAGCAGCGGGCAGAGCAGCGGAGUUACCACACGGCGAACGGAGCACAGCCGACAAGCAUCAAGCGGCGUCGUAUUGGGUGCUGGUGAUGCGGCGGCCGGCGGUGGUAGGAGUAGGAGCAGGAGCAGCGCAGAUGCUGACUGUAGGAGCGUAGGAGCUAGUCAGACUCGCAGCGUAGAUGCUGCUAUGAUUAGCAUAGGCGGUAGCUCUAGAAACGUAGGUGCUAACUCUAAAGACUUAGGUGCGAGUAACCCUAGUAACACAGGCGCUUCUGCUAGUAGCGGUUUGGGCGCCUGCAGUGGCAGUUUGUGCAGAACGAAGCGCAACAGCACCGCCAGCAGAAACGCAACGGCUGGUGGCGGCAGUAAUAACGGCGGGAGUGGAAACGAGAGCAUGGUAACAGACACUAGCGGUUCUAGGUUAACUUCUAAUUCAGGCACCGGCAGCAUCGCUUCCCACGCCAGCAACAGCGGCGGGAAAAGGAGAGUCCCGAGCAGUGGCAGCAGCGGCAGGAGGAAGAGGCAGACCCGAGUGAAGCUGAGUAGAAAGCUGUUCCCCCAUCGGCCUGUCCCGGAUCCUGAGAGACGCCUGGAGCAGCUUAGAUCCCUAGCCACCGCUCUGACAGCUAUUGGGGCGCGGUUCGUGGAUGGGCUGGAAUACCCCUUUAAAGCCGUGCCUAGGGGGAUGAACGAGCCCGGGAGGGAGGUGGGGGGAAUGCAGGUGCUGAGCCGGGAGAACGUGGGUGUUUUGGAGCGGUGCAAAGAGAUGUGGAGGGACGGAGCGCCUCCACCGCUGAUUGUCAAGCACGACCCUUGCCAAGGCUUUGUAGUGGAAGCGGAUGCGCCUAUAGCGGAUCGCACGAUCGUCACGGAGUAUGGCGGGGUGGUUGACAGCAUGGCGCGGAGGCGGCACGAUCCGUGCGAUGCCAUGAUGGGGUUGCUGUUCACGGGGCGGGAUAAGACGGAUCUCGUCAUCUGCCCGGAUGAGGCGGCAAACUUUGCACGGUUCAUCUCGGGAAUCAACAACCACACCAAGCCUGGUCUGCUCACUGCUUUCAAGAAAAGCAUCACUCUCGCUCUUGCCCUCACUUGGGUCCUCCCUUUGUCCCCUCCUGCAUUUCAUGUCCCCUAUCCCACUCCUCCCUCUUCCUCCAGGGAGGGUCGCAGGAAGAUCAAUCUGCGCUGUGUGCGCUUCAGUGUGAAUGGGGAGGCCCGGGCGCUGCUGAUUGCCACGAGGCGGAUUGCCAAGGGCGAGAGGCUUUACUACGAUUACAACCGACUCGUGCAUGAGUAUCCCACCAUGCACUUCGAGUGA
Molecule: messenger RNA, 1854 nt
Organism: Closterium sp. Naga37s-1
Lineage: Eukaryota; Viridiplantae; Streptophyta; Zygnematophyceae; Desmidiales; Closteriaceae
Source: the annotation of a GenBank genome assembly